CUUGGUUUCUUACAGGAUACGGAAUCGAACUGCGAAAGAAUGUUUUUGAUGCUCAAAAAUCCUAUGUUUGUUAAUUGUACGUUACCAUUGAAUUGGUUAUCUAGUUUGCGAUCUAAUAUACGAUCAUUAACUAUUAUCGGAGGAAACCUCAAACAUAUACCGCCCAACGCAUUUAUCAGUACUUUCGCUACCAAUGUUAGGACUCUGUCUCUCGAAGAUGUAACAUUAACCAAUUGGUUUCCAGAAACUUUUAUAGGUCUGUCAAAUAUUCAAGAGCUAUUAAUUAAAAAUACCACACUAUUAACUAUUCACUCCGGUGCAUUAAAAACAAUCGACGAUACUUUAAUAACUUUAGAUAUCAAAGCCACUAAUGUAUGGGAUCCCAUAAACGUAACCGGUACAGCUAAUCCUGAGAAACUGGCUACUGUAGAUUUUUCUAAAAAUAUAUUUACAGAUAUACUGAACAAGAACAGCUUUUCGCGAUUACAAAAUUGUAAAAUACUAUAUUUAAAUUCAUGUAAAAUCUCUGUAAUUGCUAACGGCACAUUUGAUCAUUUGAUAAACAUAGAAAUUUUGUUUCUUAACAAUAAUUUUAUCCAUACCGUAGCUGAUGGUUUAUUUAGUCAAAUGCUAACUCUAAAACAUAAACCAAGGAUUAAUUUACAAGACAAUCCCUGGAGAUGUGAAUGUACGAUAAAUGAGUUACGGAAAUUGCACGAGCACGAUCUGUUGAUUGUAGAACCAUCAUGUUACUAUCCCAAGGAAGUUCAAGGAUUAACAUUUUCCGAAUUUGAAAAUUAUUGUUCAUCCAAUGAUUCACAAACACAAGUUAUCAUUCCAGAUAUAAACGAUAAUAAAAACUUUAAUAGGAGCUAUCAGACGUUAAAUAUUGAGAAUGAAGUAUCAUGCGAUUAUGACAGCGAUGUGGACAACGAAAUAACACCUUUAAUUUCGACCUCUAAUGAAUAUCGUUGUUCAGGAUUCAGAGCUCAGAAUUACAAAUUAAUCCCGACGGGUUCAAAUAGCUUAUGCGAUCUAUUUUCGACAGACAACAAAUGGCUUAAACCUGUAUUUUAUUCGAGAAUUCAACCAAAUUCAGUUAUUGAAAUAUCUUCACACGGACCUUCUAACUAUGGCUUACUGUGGUAUAGGGCAAACUGUCCGCGAGAAAUAUACUGCGUUUCCAGUUUACCGCAAGUGCUGAGAAUUUUUAACGUAAAUAAUAACAAUAAUUACAUAUUUUGCCGGUUUUAUAACAGAACAGUACUGACUGAUGAAUGUGUAGUUUAUGAUUUUUCAAAAUCUGAGCAACCGUAUCGAAGAAAAUCUAUAUUCUUGUUGUGUAUGAUAACAGCUAUCGUUUGUCUGUCAUUCGGUGCACUUGUAGUUUACGGACUUAUUCGUAAAAAUCCUGGACUACUGAAAGGAAGCAAAAGAGUUCUCUUUGUGAAACAUAAGCAAGUUGAUGCGUUGGUGCUUCCACCUAAAGUGCCUUUGAGAAGCAAUCAAAUGAAAGAAACUCAUUUUUCAAAGAGAGGUAAUAGGAAUAUAUUUAUAAUGUCCCCUGAUUUGAAUAAUUUACCCAUGAAAUUUACAAGAAUGAAUUCGACGAGAAGCACCAACAGCAGUAACCCCAGUUACAUUUCGGCGAUACAACCGAGUGAGGAUCAACUAGCACAAUGGCGGUUAAAGCAUUAUUUGGAAGAACAGUCUACCGUACAUUCCCCUGAUUCCUGCACGUCGUCAAUUUCUUGGAUUUAUGACGCUGAUCCUAAACCGUAUUUUUCACUUGAUUCUAAAGAGCCGACAUAUGACAUUGUUAAAAAGAUUUGAUCGCUCUGAAUAUUUUCAUUUUUAUUUAUCGACACACAUUUUGGCAGG
Molecule: messenger RNA, 1881 nt
Organism: Papilio machaon (common yellow swallowtail)
Lineage: Eukaryota; Metazoa; Arthropoda; Insecta; Lepidoptera; Papilionidae
Exons: 1
Cellular component (GO): extracellular matrix
Molecular function (GO): protein binding
Source: RefSeq, a predicted model, not a curated record